This is a messenger RNA of Punctularia strigosozonata HHB-11173 SS5, 828 nucleotides long. Its product is annotated as ribosomal protein L4. Lineage: Eukaryota; Fungi; Basidiomycota; Agaricomycetes; Corticiales; Punctulariaceae. Gene Ontology annotation, molecular function: structural constituent of ribosome. The transcript is spliced from 2 exons. Gene Ontology annotation, biological process: translation. The record is from RefSeq and is a predicted model, not a curated record. Gene Ontology annotation, cellular component: ribosome. Bases 1 to 828 code for a protein of 275 amino acids.
AUGAGCAAGGCUAAGCCUUUGUUCAGGGAGGCCCCUGCGUACAUAUCUCUUUCCCAGCUUGUUCCUCCGGAAAUAAUGUCGCUAGCGCGAAUCGAUACCGAUAUACCGCCACCCAGCCACGAACGUACCAGCUCGCUAUUCGAGUCUGAAUCGGCCGCAGAAGAGCCGAGCGCGUCGGCGGAGGAAUCCAUAGCUGGCGCUACAGAGGCGUUGGAUAAAGUCGUGGCACUUGACCCGACGGUUUUCCUGCAUCCCAUCCGCAAAGACAUCCUUCAUCUUUGUGUCGUCCACCACCUUGAUGGCCUUCGUCAAGGCUCGGCCAACACGAAGACAAGGUCAGAGGUUGCCGGCUCCGGCCGGAAGCUUCGACCACAGAAGGGAACUGGCCGUGCUCGACUCGGUGACAACGGAAGCCCCAUGCUGAAGGGCGGAGGUGUUGCAUUUGGACCCAAGCCGCGGGAUUUCUCGACGAAGCUCCCUCGCAAGGUGAUACAAAUGGGAAUGCGCAUCGCUUUGAGCGCCAAGGUGCACGAAAAGGCUCUGGGAGUGGUGGACACUCUGGACUGGCCAUUGGAGGUUGCGAAGACCAAGGCAAUGGCAAGGCGUAUUGAUGAACUGGGUUGGAGGAGGACAUUGUUCGUGUCGGGUGGACCUACUCUACCAGAAGGCUUGCGCCGCUGUACCAGCAACUUGGAGAACGUCGAUGCAGUUACUGCAGAGGAACUGACCGUCUACGACGCGACACGGUGGCCUCGGUUGGUCCUCGACAUCGACGCAGUGGCAUACUUUGAGCAGACGCUCUCAAGGGCAGAUGUUGCGGGGGGUUGA